ACAUUAAAAACUGAAGUCAUGAAGAAAUUUGCAAAUAAACAGGUAUGUUUUAGAAAAUGGAUAAAAGGAAAGGAUGAGCGCUAAGUAAACAUUUUCACAUUUUUUGGAUGAAUUUCAAUCAAACGUUUUUACAGGUUUCUUCUAAAACAAUCGGUAAUUCGUCAACGUCAAAACCCAAGGUCAACGGUGUAAAUGACAAAAAAACUAAAUCCAUCAUUAAAAGAAAAUCCAUCAAAUAUAACUGUAAAGCUCUGAAAAAGACUUCUUUAAGACGAUCAUUAAGAAAGCCAUCCAAAAAGAUUUAUACAGUGGAAGAUGUGCCUGAUGAUGAUCUUAACAUUUUUGGAGGUCACAGCUGUAGACACUGUGGAAGGAUGUAUAGUUAUCCCGAUUAUUUAGAGAAACAUUUAAAACGAUGUCCAAUGCUUGUUUGUACGAAUCCCUGGGAAUGUCCACGUUGUGGUCGAAAGUACAGUAGUGAAGACUAUCUAAAUGUUCACAUGAAAAAUGAAUGCGGAAAAAAUCCACCAUUAAAACGACAUGUGAGGGUUCAAACAGGAGAGAAACCUUAUCAUUGCAAACAUUGUGGUAAAACAUUUAGACAGCUUUCUAAAUUGAAUAAACAUGUUAGGAUACAUACUGGAGACAAACCUUACCAAUGUGAAAAUUGUGGUAAAAGAUUUACACAGCUUGGUACCUUGAAACGUCAUGGUAUGAUACAUACAGGAGAGAAACCUUAUAAAUGUGAACAUUAUGGUAAAAGAUUUACACAGCUUGGUAACUUAAAACGUCAUGGUAUGAUACAUACAGGAGAGAAACCUUAUAAAUGUGAACAUUGUGGUAAAAGAUUUACACAGCUUGGUAACUUAAAACGUCAUGGUAUGAUACAUACAGGAGAGAAACCUUAUAAAUGUGAACAUUGUGGUAAAACAUUUUCACAGAAUUGUGAUUUGAAUAAACACCUUAGGAUACAUACAGGAGAGAAACCUUAUAAAUGUGAACAUUGUGGUAAAACAUUUUCCCACAAUAGUGCCUUGAAUAAACACCUUAGGAUACAUACAGGGGAGAAACCUUAUCAGUGUGAACAUUGUGGUAAAACAUUUACCCACAAUAGUGCCUUGAAUAGACACGUUAGGAUACAUACAGGAGAGAAACCUUAUGAAUGUGAAGAUUGUGGUAAAACAUUUUCACAGAAUUGUGAUUUGAAUAAACACCUUAGGAUACAUACAGGAGAGAAACCUUAUCAAUGUCAACACUGUGGUAAAACAUUUACACAGCUUUGUAACUUAAAAAGUCACGUAAUGAUACAUACUGGAGAGAAACCUUAUCAAUGGGAACAUUGUGGUAAAAGAUUUAAUAAGUCUAAUAGUUUUAAAAGACACAUGAGGAUACACACAAGAAAAACCUUAUCAAUGUGAACAUUUUGGUAAAACGUUUAAUAAGAAGAGUAACUUGAAACAACACGGUAAGAUCUAUGCUCGUAAGUAACAUUUAUGAUAUUAAUACUGUUGCAAGGGAUUUACAAAGGAUUGAUUGAGAGUAAGGCUGACAAGAAGGAGGCCUUGGCCCUUCUAAUCUUGUGAAGGACUGCCAUCAUGAAAAAAUGAAAUCCUUAGAGAAAUUAUGAUGGAGGU
This is a messenger RNA of Xenia sp. Carnegie-2017, 1634 nucleotides long. Its product is annotated as zinc finger protein 501-like. The record is from RefSeq and is a predicted model, not a curated record. The transcript is spliced from 2 exons. Gene Ontology annotation, cellular component: nucleus. Bases 108 to 1418 code for a protein of 436 amino acids. Gene Ontology annotation, biological process: regulation of transcription by RNA polymerase II. Gene Ontology annotation, molecular function: RNA polymerase II cis-regulatory region sequence-specific DNA binding; DNA-binding transcription activator activity, RNA polymerase II-specific. Lineage: Eukaryota; Metazoa; Cnidaria; Anthozoa; Malacalcyonacea; Xeniidae.